Pongo pygmaeus (Bornean orangutan) is the source of this 1846-nucleotide messenger RNA. It is a transcript of the gene DNAJC7, whose product is annotated as DnaJ heat shock protein family (Hsp40) member C7. The record is from RefSeq and is a predicted model, not a curated record. The transcript has 14 exons. Gene Ontology annotation, molecular function: protein binding. The coding region runs from base 229 to 1545 and encodes 438 amino acids. NCBI's taxonomy places the organism in Eukaryota, Metazoa, Chordata, Mammalia, Primates, Hominidae.
CUGAAGGGGCGCUCUUGGGGGUCGGCCUUCCUCUCCCGUUUCCGCCUGGCGUAGGAGCUGAGGCAUGGCCUUGUUCUCCAGCUGAGAGGACGAUCGUCCUUAUAGGAGAGGCCGAGUCUCCGAGGGCAAUUUCAGAGGGAAGCAGAGACUUUCAAGGAACAAGGAAAUGCAUACUAUGCCAAGAAAGAUUACAAUGAAGCUUAUAAUUAUUAUACAAAAGCCAUAGAUAUGUGUCCUAAAAAUGCUAGCUAUUAUGGUAAUCGAGCAGCCACCUUGAUGAUGCUUGGAAGGUUCCGGGAAGCUCUUGGAGAUGCACAACAGUCAGUGAGGUUGGAUGACAGUUUUGUCCGGGGACAUCUACGAGAGGGCAAGUGCCACCUCUCUCUAGGGAAUGCCAUGGCAGCAUGUCGCAGCUUCCAGAGAGCCCUAGAACUGGAUCAUAAAAAUGCUCAGGCACAACAAGAGUUCAAGAAUGCUAAUGCAGUCAUGGAAUAUGAGAAAAUAGCAGAAACAGAUUUUGAGAAGCGAGAUUUUCGGAAGGUUGUUUUCUGCAUGGACCGUGCCCUAGAAUUUGCCCCUGCCUGCCAUCGCUUCAAAAUCCUCAAGGCAGAAUGUUUAGCAAUGCUGGGUCGUUAUCCAGAAGCACAGUCUGUGGCUAGUGACAUUCUACGAAUGGAUUCCACCAAUGCAGAUGCUCUGUAUGUACGAGGUCUUUGCCUUUAUUACGAAGAUUGUAUUGAGAAGGCAGUUCAGUUUUUCGUACAGGCUCUCAGGAUGGCUCCUGACCACGAGAAGGCCUGCAUUGCCUGCAGAAAUGCCAAAGCACUCAAAGCAAAGAAGGAAGAUGGGAAUAAAGCAUUUAAGGAAGGAAAUUACAAACUAGCAUAUGAACUGUACACAGAAGCCCUGGGGAUAGACCCCAACAAUAUAAAAACAAAUGCUAAACUCUACUGUAAUCGGGGUACGGUUAAUUCCAAGCUUAGGAAACUAGAUGAUGCAAUAGAAGACUGCACAAAUGCAGUGAAGCUUGAUGACACUUACAUAAAAGCCUACUUGAGAAGAGCUCAGUGUUACAUGGACACAGAACAGUAUGAAGAAGCAGUACGAGACUAUGAAAAAGUAUAUCAGACAGAGAAAACAAAAGAACACAAACAGCUCCUAAAAAAUGCGCAGCUGGAACUGAAGAAGAGUAAGAGGAAAGAUUACUACAAGAUUCUAGGAGUGGACAAGAAUGCCUCUGAGGACGAGAUCAAGAAAGCUUAUCGGAAACGGGCCUUGAUGCACCAUCCAGAUCGGCAUAGUGGAGCCAGUGCUGAGGUUCAGAAGGAGGAAGAGAAGAAGUUCAAGGAAGUUGGAGAGGCCUUUACUAUCCUCUCUGAUCCCAAGAAAAAGACUCGCUAUGACAGUGGACAGGACCUAGAUGAGGAGGGCAUGAAUAUGGGUGAUUUUGAUCCAAACAAUAUCUUCAAGGCAUUCUUUGGCGGUCCUGGCGGCUUCAGCUUUGAAGCAUCUGGUCCAGGGAAUUUCUUUUUUCAAUUUGGCUAAUGAAGGGCAACCACCCAGAACCCAGAAAAUGCAGAUUCACUCAGUUUAAUCUUGAAUGUGGAAACAGUUCACCUCCUCCCUUCAUCACGUCUCCGUGUAUUUAGAGCAGUUUCGUUUUCUCAGUUGGAUGCCCUGUGUCUCUGUGAGUGGGGUGGAGCAAAGGGAACCAAUGCCGAAGACCGCGGGCAGGGGAGGGAGGCGGGGGUGGACAGGGAGGCAGCUUGUGAAUUUUUGUUUUACUGUUUAACUUUAUUAAAAAAGAAAAAAAAAAGAAGAGAAUAAAAUGUUUUGACCCUUUCUG